AUGGAUACCGUCACCUCUACCCUACAGAUGGCCAUGGGUCCCGGCGAGCAGCGCGCCAUUCACCCCUUCUUUCAAAAAGAAUUAGGAUCAACGAGGCCCGUCGAAGUAUCACCACACGAAGCCGUGAACCCUCCACCUGCAGCAGAUGUCAAUGCAUUUCCCCGCAACACUCCGUCAAUUGACGCUCAACAUGCUGCUCAGCAUGAGGGUGCAGCUACUACUGCCCCAAUCUCAGAUAUGACUCAGGAGGAUGCUUCGCCGGUGAUCGCCCCGAAUGAAGAUUUGAACGAGGGUCGACGGAAGAGAAGAAAGGUCGAAACGAAACAUGCAGCCGAACCCGAGAAUAUCACUCAGUCGGCUUUAUCAUCGUGGCUAGGGCACAAUGCGCCCUCCCAGACCCAGCCUUUGUCCUCGGAGUCCCACCCCCAAGAGACCGGCACACCCCAAGCAGCCAAUUCUUCUCCAGAAAAUGGAUUAUCGCAGGAGGAGGCCGCUCAGGCCACUGGCCCCCGACGAAAGACGCUGAAAAUCAAUUCCAAUGGGAAGCUGCUGAGCUCCCCUGCGCGCAAUUCUCCUCCAGCCUCCAAGAAGAAAGGAGGGAAACGGGGGAGAUCCCGACAUGUGGAAAGCAAAAUCUCGGUUAUGAAAUACAACAGGAACAAGGAUAUGGGGCAAUUGAUCGAUGACAUACUAGCUGGUCGAAAAAUUCAACGCCCAGCAGCCGAGCCUGCUCCUGUUCGCCCAUCAGCUGUUGAAAGCAGACCUCUCAAGCCGACACACCCGUUCUUCGUCAAAAAGCCCUCUCAGAAAUCUCAAAUCUCGAGCUCCGGCGACAGUACUCCAAACACCCGUGAUUCCACCCACCAGGAACCCUCAGAGCCGACAUCAACUCCUACCGUGGAGAAGAAACGAGUGCCGGGCUUCUCGAUUGGCUCGUCCUCAACAUUCGGGCGACGUGUUUCCAAAUUUCCCGAGCUUGUAGAUCCACUGUGGCCACCAAGGGACUUUGUACAUGUCAGAGAUGACGAUGCGCUCACAAGCAACAAUGACGUCCCGCCUCUUCCUUCCAGCCAAGAUCAGAAGAAGUCGAAAGUGGCAGCUGUUCGCAUCCCUGACGAAGAAAACUCCCUUCUUGUCAGUACCAAGCAGGCAAGGAAACAAGCCGAGCGAGCUCUCAAAAGCAACGCCAAAAAAGACCCGGCUCUGCUGCGAUUACCCAACCGACAAGUCGCGAGCGGGCUCGUUCUCCAAACAGCAAUGGAUAAACAGAUGUCAUGGCUUUCCUCGGAUCCUCUUACCUCUUUUCCUUACCCCGAUUGGUCUGCCAAUCCAGCUAUUUCCAAACUUCGAUCGGCGCUCCUCUCGUCUCGGAGCGCCUUUGACCGGGCACAAUACGAAUCACAGCUCUGGGCCCACAAAUAUGCACCGCAAACAGCGACUGAAGUCCUUCACGCUGGCCGUGAGGUCCAGGUGCUUCGCGACUGGCUUCGGCUGCUGAAAAUCACGGCUGUCGACACGGGAAAACCUACAAAAGACGGCACAAAACGAGCAAACGUUGAUAAGAAACGGAAGAAGCGGCGCAAGCAGACGGAAAAGCUCGAUGGUUUCAUUGUUUCAAGCGGCGACGAGGCAUCGGAGAUGGACAAUCUCUCCGGUUCUGAUGAUGAAUUGGCGGGUGACGUAACAGUGUCAAAGACUGUCGUUCGAGCGGGUGAUCUGGCUUUCAGUCUGCAACAUGGAAGCGAGAAGGGCCAUCUCACCAAUGCAAUCCUUCUUAGUGGCCCUUCUGGUUGUGGCAAAACUGCUGCAGUGUACGCAGUCGCUAAAGAGCUGGACUUCGAAGUCUUUGAGCUCAACCCCGGAACUCGCCGAAGUGCCAGAGAUAUGCUGGAGCGCGUCGGAGAUAUGACGCAGAACCACCUCGUUUAUUUGCUGAAUGACAACGAAGAAUCUUCCGUCAAGGGUCCCGCGUGCGAUGAGGAGGGCAAGCAAAACAAGUUGAUCCGCUUCUUCAAGGACCCAACAGGCAAGAAGACAAAAUCUGCGGAUAGCCCUGCUCAAGCAAGCCCGAAGUCCGACGCCGAGGUUAAACGCCAUCGGGAGCAGAAGCAGUCGUUGAUCUUGCUUGAAGAAGCCGAUCUGCUAUUUGAAGAGGAUAAACAAUUUUGGACCGGAGUCCACGCCCUCAUCAGCCAGUCUCGCCGGCCAAUUGUUAUCACAUGCAACGACGAAAGCCUGAUCCCUAUCAAGGAACUGUCGUUGCAUGCCAUCUUGCGGCUGCGUACACUCCCCCCAGAACUCGUCGUUGACUACCUCCUUCUUAUUGCAGCGAACGAGGGCCACAUGCUGCAAAGACAGGCAGUGGAAAAGCUGCAUGACGGUACCGGCAGAGACCUUCGUCGGUCACUAAUGGAGCUGAAUUUCUGGUGUCAGAUGGGUGUUGGCAGCGAGAAGGGUGGGUUGGACUGGUUUCUGCCCAAGUCGCCCCGGAGGGCAGAUGCCGAUCAGAGUGGUGAUCAAUCCCGAGUCAUCAGUCUGAACACCUACGAACCGUACAUGGGCUGGUACAAUCGAGAUUUGUUUCUCAGCCACUCUUCACUGGACAAGGAGACCGAAGCUCUGCGGAAUAUCUAUCACUGGUGGGGACUCAACGUGCCGGAUGCCGAAACAGUGGCCGGUGCACAUGAUGUUGAGCUUACGCUUGCUCAUCAGUGGCGUACUGCUUCAAAAUCCUCACAACUUGAUAUGCUCACGCUCAAUGCGGACUACCUUGAAAUGCGCAGCUCGCUUGACAUCCUGUCCUCUCGGUGCUCUUUGGACAUGACCAAGGACGUUCUUGAUACUUCUACUCUUCCGCUUCCCGAGGGCCACCGCUCUAAUUUUGUCGACAGCUGGCCGCUGUUGCACGCUGACUUACUGCCUGAAUACACAUCGAUGACCGAGGCCAUCAGCACUUCAUUCGGCGCAUUGCUCGGCCAGGUCUUUCGGCCCCAUCACCAGGGAGCCUUUGAACCAACACAUGCGCUGCGCCUGAUGGGCAAGUUGACGGAGCCGUUCCGUCGUCAGCAAGUGCCCCCAUCUUCAGUUCCGGAGUUCCAACGAAUCUUCGAAGCAAUCAUGCGAGCAAACUACACAAUGCCCCAGCCCAGCUCCCGACCGGCCCUGUCAUUCGAGAACGGCCUGUCGCCUAUCACCGAGGACCUCGCACCAUACGUCCGCAGUAUCAUGGUCUUCGACGGCCGCUUGAAGGAGUAUCGAGACAGUUUGAGCUCUGUGCUUUCACAGGAGAAACCUGGGCGUGGUGAGAAACGAAUGCGGACGACACGAGCCAGUCGGGCGGCUCUGGAGGGAGGUGACAAGUCCUCGACGCGAAAAGAGAGAUGGUUUCCUUCAGAUACUAAGUACUUUUCCGUCAUGGGCACCGGGAAACCAGAGUGGCAGGAUAUCUUGUACCAGCUCGGAUAUUUCCAUGUGCAGCCUUUUCCGGACUCCGCUGGGGAUAGCAGUGAGCAUGUGUCGGAUGACGAGAGACAGGGUACUUGCAGUAGAGAGGGGUAG
Molecule: messenger RNA, 3558 nt
Organism: Penicillium riverlandense
Lineage: Eukaryota; Fungi; Ascomycota; Eurotiomycetes; Eurotiales; Aspergillaceae
Exons: 3
Coding region: 1-3558 (1185 amino acids)
Cellular component (GO): nucleus
Molecular function (GO): DNA binding; ATP binding; ATP hydrolysis activity
Source: RefSeq, a predicted model, not a curated record